UUGGGACUCAUUUUUCAAUCAAAAAUGAUUGGCGCUGAACUUAGCGAUGCAGAAAAAACUAAAAUUGCUUCAGACAUUGUGCUUCAAUCGCCCCCUGGUGAAUUCAACGAGGUUUUCAAUGAUGUCCGUACACUUCUAAAUGAUGAUACACUUUUGGACAAGGGCUGUUUGGAAGCUGUAAAGCAAUAUAAUAAAUCUCAGUUUGUGACUGUCAAGUUGGAUGGAGUUGAACAAUCGACAUUGGUAACAGAACAUAAUGAAUUAUCUGAUGGUCGUUUCGUGGAUCCAAAGUCUCAAAAAACCUUCAAAUAUGACCAUUUACGAAAAGAAGCUGUUGAAGUACAUCCUGUAGGGCCAAAAGAACUUGACGAUAAACAUGAGCAAUGGAGAAAGAUUUUACAAAAGACUGGUGUUGCUGCUGUAUUUACACCUUUACAUAAAGAGAAGACAAUAAUUUUGUGUAUUGAAUCUCAUCAAUUUCAACCAAAGAAUUUUUGGAAUGGAAGAUGGAGAUCUGAGUGGCAUUUACCUCUUUUUGAUGGAAAAGCAACAACUCAUAAAUGUACGGGGAAACUUCGACUUCAAGUUCAUUAUUAUGAGGAUGGAAAUGUUCAGCUUAUUUCUGAAAAGGAUCUUAGUGUUGAUGUUAAAUUGAGUGCAGAUAAAGAAUCAAGUGCAAAAGAUAUAAUUCAAGCUAUUUGUGAGGCAGAAUCUGCAUAUCAAAUUGCCAUUCAGGAAAGCCAAUCAUCAAUGGAAAGUACUUUCAAGACUUUACGUCGUCAACUUCCAGUAACUCGUUCAAAAUUGGAUUGGCUUAAAUGCCAUAGUUAUCGCAUAAUGCAAGAUGUAAAGCCGCAAUAA
Molecule: messenger RNA, 861 nt
Organism: Meloidogyne enterolobii
Lineage: Eukaryota; Metazoa; Nematoda; Chromadorea; Rhabditida; Meloidogynidae
Source: the annotation of a GenBank genome assembly